Molecule: messenger RNA, 612 nt
Organism: Anoplophora glabripennis (Asian longhorned beetle)
Lineage: Eukaryota; Metazoa; Arthropoda; Insecta; Coleoptera; Cerambycidae
Exons: 4
Coding region: 1-612 (203 amino acids)
Source: RefSeq, a predicted model, not a curated record
AUGAAAAUUAAAAUCAUUCUAUUAGUCAACGUAUUUUUAUUAAUACUGACAUUUUUCGCCACAACACGGGGCCAAGUCAUGGACACAAGCAGGCACGUGGUUUCUCGUCAGAAAAGAUGGCUCAUUUGGAAUGAAGGUACCAACUGGGUGCAGUUUAUUUUUGGUGUUGGUAUACCCUUAGAAGUUAACAACCAGGCCAUUACCAUUGGAACAGUCAUGAAAGCCUUCUAUUUGUUGCCCACCAACAGCUCCUCGUAUACUAGUCCAAGCAUCAAUUACGAGAGGAAAAAGCGAUCAGAAUCUAGAUGGUUUCUGUAUGAUGUCUUGGAAAAUUACCUUAGCAGGUAUAAGUCCUUGGAUGGAAAGGCGUGCUUACUGAAAACAAUAUGUGAAGUUUCUCAAAUUCCUUUUGAUGAAAAAUCGGGAAUUCUUGCUGAAGUCUUACACGCCGUUUUAACGCCAUCAUCUACGGAGGAUGUUUCAGAGAAUGACACAGAUUCAGAAUAUCAUGCUGCAGAAAAAUUGGGUAAGGAAGUGGCUAACUGCAAUUCAGUUUUUCCGGAAUGUGGCACCAAUCUUCUCCAACAAUUUACAAAGUUGUUAACAGGAUGA